This is a messenger RNA of Fusarium graminearum PH-1, 456 nucleotides long. RefSeq lists its product as uncharacterized. The record is from RefSeq and is a predicted model, not a curated record. The coding region runs from base 1 to 456 and encodes 151 amino acids. Lineage: Eukaryota; Fungi; Ascomycota; Sordariomycetes; Hypocreales; Nectriaceae. The transcript has a single exon.
AUGUACUUCACUGAACUGGGCAGCUGGGCUGGGCAACCUGCGCCUGUAGUUAGAGGGAGGCAAGAGUGGUCGGGACUACAAGGGCCUGGGCAGGAGUGGAGGACAAGAGAGGGUCAAAGUGGAAAUGGACAGGAGCCUGAAGGCAAGGACUUCCCUACCAAUGGCUCAUCUCUCGCCUUGUUAGCUCUGUCGAUCCCUCCCAUAUUCUCUGCCCUCAAUGAGCAGAAGACCGGAUUACGCUGCCAAGGCCGCUCAAAAUCCCAUCCUCAUCCCUUGAAAAUCCCAUCUCACUCUAGAUAUCGUGUACUCUACGUUGCAGUAUGUACCAAUUUGUGCCCCUCCCCGGUCUCUUUGCCCUGGAGUGUUGGGUGUGUUCUGCCCACUCCAUCGAACGAGCUGAUGGCCUUGGGUCCAGUGUAUUCUGUAGAAAUAGUUGUUGGACCGAAAACGUCUUAA